GGGUGUGCACGCGUUUUGGGGCUUAUUGCGAUUGCGCUCUCGCCGUCUUGAAUUUGUCCCGCGGGUGCAUGUGAAAGGGGGAAGCUCUCCUGUUUGCAAGCACUGCGAAAGUGAGCAGCACGCGAGGCGGUGCGCGCAGCGGAGAGUCCGGAGAAGCAGACGUGGUGAGCGAAACAGAUUUCUGAAGACAAUGAGACGAAAGUGAGAGCUGUAAACAUAAACGGCAACAGCAAACCCUCAGCAUAUAAAACAGUAUUCCCAGGGCUUUUGAGCACACGCGUCCAGAAAGCCAAUCGGAGGAGGAGGUCGCGUGCGGGGGACGCCGUCUGCUCAUUAUCUGACCGGGAGGACUCCGACCAUCCGGCUUCAGACGCCGCCGUGCGUCCGAUGAUGUACCAGCACUAGUGAUCCAGAGAAGAAGACGAGCCGCCCUGGACUGCGAGUCCACCGUGCUAUGAGAUGGGCUGUUUUUACACUGAGCUGGGAAGGGCAUUGCUGUAACUGAUCAUGGCAGGGGUACACGCUUCAGAUGUUGUGUCGGGACAUGUUCCGGAUCCUAUCAUCGGCGCCCCGCUAGCCCAGGGCGCGACCAACACAGCGGGAAUCACCGGCGGUGCGGCCGCGCUGACUCUGACCGGUACCCGGGCGUACUUGGAGGUGUCGGCCGCUGCCCAGGGAUACGGGGCCGAAGGAGUUUACUCCAAUGGACGGUACAGGGAGCACGGCAGUCCGAGGACCGGGAGUGGCAGCCGUGAUCAUUCCGCCGAGAGAAGUCAGGGAGCUGGAAACAUACCUUGCGGUAUCAUGAAGGAUGGUUCCAAACAAAGGCAGGUGAGGAAGAAAACGGUGUCCUUCAGCUCAAUGCCGAAUGACCGCAAGAUCAACAGCACAGCUGCUUGCAUGGCAUUUAUGAUGGAGGGUUGUGAGAUGAAGAAGGUGCGCUCUAACUCACGCAUGUACAACCGCUACUUCCUGCUGGAUCCAGACAUGCACUGGCUUCGUUGGGAGCCAUCAAAAAAGGAUUCGGAAAAGGCCAAACUAGAGAUCAAGGGUAUAAAGGAGGUUCGUUUGGGAAAGAAAACACCAGUUUUGCGCAGCAAUGGUCUCUCAGAUCAGUUCCCUGAUGAAUGUGCCUUCUCAAUCAUCUAUGGGGAUAACUAUGAGUCCUUAGAUUUGGUAGCCAGUACAGCAGAUGUUGUCAGCACCUGGGUGAUGGGCCUGAGGUAUCUGGUGUCUUAUGGCCGGCACACUGUAGACAUGGUGGAAUCCAGUCAACCGAGUCUACGAACGUCUUGGAUUGGCUCAGUGUUUGAACUUGCAGAUAUGGAAAAGGAAGGACACAUAGACCUAUUCAGGGCCACCCAGAUCAUCAAGGGGCUCAACCCUGGAAUGAAAGAGUCUAGGAUAGAGCUGAAGUUCAAGGAACUCCAGAAAGCUAAAGACCAAUAUGGAGAGGGAAUUAACAUGGACACCUUUGUGGAGGCUUACUGUGAGCUCUGCACACGGCCAGAGAUCUUCUUUCUACUGGUACAGUUCUCCAGCAACAAGGAGUAUCUGGACAGUAAAGAUCUGAUGCUAUUCGUGGAGGUGGAGCAGGGUGUGGAAGGUGUAACGGAGGACAUGUGCAGGGAUAUUGUUCAGAAAUUUGAGCCAUCUGCCGAAGGGAGGGAGAGGGCCUACCUCUCCAUUGAUGGGUUUACACACUACCUCCUCUCAUCUGAAUGCCACAUCUUUGACCCUCAGCACAAACGUGUGUGCCAAGAUAUGACCCAGCCUCUGUCCCACUAUUACAUCAACUCGUCACAUAAUGCCUCACUUCUGGAAGACCAUUUCUGGGGUUCGUCAGACAUCAGCAGCUACAUCCGAGCUCUAAGAAUGGGCUGUCGCAGCAUUGAGGUCAUUGUAUGGGAUGGCCCUGAUAAUGAACCAGUGGUGUACGUGGGUAGUUCUGUAGCCUCACAUCUAGCAUUCUCUAAAGUCCUGGACAUUAUAAACCAAUAUGCUUUUGAGAGCUCAGAGUAUCCCCUGAUUCUCUGUCUAGUGACCCACUGCUCAAUCCCCCAGCAGAGGGUCAUAGCACAGCAUAUGAAGAAGAUUCUUGGGGACAAGCUGUAUGUUGAACCCCCAUUCAAGGAGGAAAACUACCUCCCCUCCCCUGAGAAACUCAAAGGUAAAAUCCUCAUUAAGGGAAAGAGGCUACCACCCAACUGCACUGAUGAGGGUGAUGUGACAGAUGAGGAAGAGGGUCUGGAAAUGUCUCGAAGAGUGGGAGCUGAUGAAAAGGACCAGCUAAAUGGCUUAAGCUACAGGAGACUCAGACUGUGUAGGGAGCUCUCUGAUCUUGUAUCUCUCUGCAAAUCGAUCCAGUUUAGGGACUUUGAGAUCUCUAAGAGAGACCAAAAAUACUGGGAGAUAUGCUCCUUCAAUGAGGUUGAUGCAAACAGGUUUGCCAAUGAGUUCCCAGAGGAAUUUGUCUGUUAUAACAAGCGCUUUCUCUCCAGGGUAUAUCCCACACCUAUGAGAAUUGAUGCCAGCAAUAUGAACCCCCAGGAUUUCUGGAAGUGUGGCUGUCAGAUUGUGGCCAUGAACUACCAGACACCAGGCCUGAUGAUGGACCUUAACCUAGGCUGGUUCAGGCAGAAUGGAAACUGUGGGUAUGUUCUGCGGCCAGCCAUCAUGAGGGAAGAGGUGUCCUAUUUUAGUGCCAAUGCUCGGGACUCGCUGCCAGGGGUGUCUGCCCAGCUUCUUCACAUUAAGGUCAUCAGUGGGCAGAAUCUGCCCAAGCCUCGCGGCUCUGCUGCUAAAGGUGAUGUGGUGGAGCCUUACAUAUAUGUGGAGAUCCAUGGCAUUCCAGCUGACUGUGCUGAGCAAAGAACCAAGACUGUGUCCCAGAAUGGUGACAAUCCUAUUUUUGAUGAGAGUUUUGAAUUCCAGAUUAAUUUACCAGAACUUGCAGUACUGCGCUUUGUGGUGCUUGAUGACGACUACAUUGGAGACGAGUUCAUUGGCCAGUAUACCAUCCCAUUUGAGUGCCUACAGCCAGGCUAUAGACAUGUCCCCCUACAAUCACUAAUGGGAGAGUUCCUACCAAACACCACCCUGUUUGUCCAUGUAGCCAUCACCAACAGGCGGGGUGGAGGAAAGGCACAUAAGAGGGGUCUAUCUGUCAGGAAGAAUAGAAAGGCCCGGGAGUACACCACCACCAAGACUACAGGGAUCAAAGUAGUGGACGAGCUCUUCAGAGCUUCUACACAGCCCCUCCGGGAGGCUACAGACCUCAGAGAAAAUGUGCAGAAUGCCAUGGUGUCCUUCAAAGAGCUCUGUGGCCUGACCCCGGCGGCCAACAUGAAGCAGUGUAUCCUGACGAUGUCGUCCUGGCUGAUGAACAGUGAGCGGUCACUGAAGGUAACAGUGGACCUGAGCGAGACUUACCCCACCAUGGAAGCUCAGGGUCCUGUACCUGAGCUGCUGCGCAAAGUGCUCAACGCCUAUGACAUGAUGAUUCAAACCAGCAGAACACUGAUUGAGUCGGCUGACGUCGUCUACUCAAAGCUCACACAAGCCCAACGGGCAGGUCUGGACUUCCAUGAGGACCUGCAUCGCAUUGGAGCAAAGGAGGGUCUGAAAGGCCGCAAACUUCAAAAGGCCAUGGAGAGCUACGCUUGGAACAUCACUGUCCUCAAGGGUCAGGCAGACCUGCUGAAGCAUGCUAAGAGCGAGGCACUCGACACUCUGCGUCAGAUCAACUGUGCAGCUCAGUCCUGUGGUCUCAGUAAGAACGGAGCGGCUUCGCCACAGCUCCAGCACCAUCCUCACCACCACCCACAGCAAGUCCACAUACAGCAACAGCCUCAGGCCAAGACCCACCCACAGCCUCCUCCACUGCACCAGUCCCAAACUCAGACCCUAUCCCAGACAGCACCUCAGGCUUAUCUUCAUCCCCAUUCCCAGCUACCAGCUCUCCCUCUGGUUCAAACUUUUUCAAAACCACCGGCCUAUACUCAACCACCAUCUCUACCACAGUUUCAGUACCAGAGCCAAGAGCAGAGGGCAGCAGGCCCUGUGGACACCAACUGUGAGAAAGAGAUGGUCAGUGGCGAUCCUGUGGGAUCAUGCUGACCCGCAGCCUGUGCCCACAGAGAAUCCUACCCAAAGAGAGACAGACAGGGAGAGAUGGAGAAGCAGAAGGGUGUCAAAGAAAAUCUGGAGGCCAGUAACGAAAGGGAGACGGGUGAAGUGACUGAGAGAAUGAAAGAGAUGAUAAUGGUGAGGAAGACUCGUCGUGUUAGAAGUGAGACACAAGUCUGAGAGCAGGUUUGAGUUGGCUGAAGUUUAAAAGAAGAAGAGACCACACACUUCAAUCACAUAUUCCGAAACAGGAAGGAAAACUAUAAAGAUCAUGUUUACCUUUCUCCGUCAUGGAUUUGGAAGACAAUCGUCCAUCUGAGGCAGGAAGUUUAGGUCUCUUCUGUCUUCCCUCUUGUGAAAAGCCAAAACGGUAAAAGCUGGUAACAAACGUCUGGUGUGUGUUUCUGCAUAGGAAUGUGCUUUGCAGUUGGAUAUCCCUGUCACUCUCUCUCUGGGUAUUGCUAAUUACAUGCCCCUCAAUUAUGUUCUCUAGCUCUGUGGGUACAGGCUACCUCACUCCAUGUCUUUAAGCUUUUAUUUUUUCAUGUUCACGCACUCUUCCUUUGCCAUCUUAGACGUAAAAGCUGAGUGCAAACCCUCACUCCUUAUAAUGAAGAGGACGCCAUUUCUAUUUUAAGUGCACAACGUAGAGCAGUAUCACAGAUGUCCAUUUCCGCACAAACCAGGAAGCUGUAGAGCCUAAACAGAAAAACCAAACUACACCUGUUGAUAUGAUGCUCUUCUUGCACCCCUUGCUGGUGUCCUUCCAUAGGAUUUAAGUUCUUUAGCAUUCCUGAACUCUCCCCACAGGGUCUUGUUCUCUCCUCCCCAGGGGCUGUGUGUGUGUGUGACGUUACGUGAGUCGGUGUUUUGGUCCCCAGGGUGGCGCUAGCCCACAUCUGUAAGUGGAGGAGAUCACCAGCCAAUCACGACUGAAAUAGUUGACCCUGCCUGUUAGACGAAACAUGCUACUGCUGUCAAUAGAAACAAAACAAAGUGAAUAUAGAUGUAAACUGUAUGUAAAAUGUAUGAAGGGAACAUAUAUUGCUAAAAUAAUUAUUGCAGACACGGACAUUAAUGAUUGAUAUUAUAAUAAUUGUUGUUAAUUCUAUUGAUAUUCUGAUUCUUUUUUAACAUUACUUCCACAUAUACAGUGAUUUGACACAUGAUGUUGUGUGCUGCAGAUCAGGAGAACCAGUUUGUGUGGGACUGGAACAAGGGAUAACUGGUUUGCACCACAACACCGGUGUCAAAUAAUAAACCUGACAUGUGGUUCACUGCAACGUGAGUGUGGAUUCUGUAAAAGCUCCUUUAAGUGGCCCAUUAAAACUGGCUUCAUUGUUUA
Messenger RNA from Etheostoma cragini (Arkansas darter), 5473 nucleotides. RefSeq names its product inactive phospholipase C-like protein 2. The coding region runs from base 508 to 4119 and encodes 1203 amino acids. The transcript is spliced from 6 exons. Lineage: Eukaryota; Metazoa; Chordata; Actinopteri; Perciformes; Percidae. Gene Ontology annotation, biological process: lipid metabolic process; intracellular signal transduction. Gene Ontology annotation, molecular function: phosphatidylinositol-4,5-bisphosphate phospholipase C activity. The record is from RefSeq and is a predicted model, not a curated record.